AUGAGAGCCGAACCGUUCGACCAAGUCAAAGAGAUGUUCGCGGAGCUACGUCGGGAAUUUAGAGAAAAUUACAAGGAACUCCGUGAGCAAAUCAAGAACGCGAAUGAGAGCAUCGAAAUGAUUAAGUUGUCGAUAGAGGAACUGAAAGAGCAUACUGAAUCGACGACCGAUAAGCAGCACGACUCGAAGGACAGAGAGCCAACCAGGCAUCUAGGAGAUGAUCCCAUGCUACCGGCUCCAGAACAUGGCGAGGAACAACCACAUGAGACUGCAGAGCAUCAAAGGCCCGAAGAGGAUCUCCUGGACUCAACGGCUAAAGAGAGUGGAGCUGCAAAGACGAAAGGAUGCACUCAAAGCGACUCUUGGAAGCAGAGGAAAAGUGCUCGACAGAAGGAUCAGCCAUGUCAACUUCAUGAGACCGGAGGAACGUUACCUGGUGUGUUCAUUCCGCUUGAUAAAAGGUACCACAAUAAGGCUCUGUGCACGCUACCGGAGAGCAUCCACGACCAGCGCUGGGAACUGGAGGAAAUCGAGAGGGAGUUGGAAACUUUUGCUGAAUACUACGGACCACCGACCAUAGGUGCGGCGGAGUACCACCGUGGUGAUUGA
Messenger RNA from Necator americanus (New World hookworm), 609 nucleotides. RefSeq lists its product as uncharacterized. The coding region runs from base 1 to 609 and encodes 202 amino acids. The transcript is spliced from 3 exons. The record is from RefSeq and is a predicted model, not a curated record. NCBI's taxonomy places the organism in Eukaryota, Metazoa, Nematoda, Chromadorea, Rhabditida, Ancylostomatidae.